AGUACACACACACACACUGGAGCGGCUACCUUUGCAACUGCUCUCAACCUCCAUCCAUCCAUCGACGCAUAUCAAGAGCUCACAAGGUCACCACCGCAGUCCUGAAACACAGUCUUUUCGAGCUACUGUUCCCAACCCCUCUCUGUGGAGGUCCACUGCGAGAUCCCCCCAACCACACUUAGCUCAUAAGCAUGCCCCCCAACACCUCAACACAGCGUCCUCCUCCCCCCCCCUCCUCCUCAUCCCGGCCAGAUCGCACAAGCAUAGAUUCCUCCUCGCAUUCCCACAACUCUUCAGAGGGAAGCAUCGCCUCCUUUGCCUCCUCUACCGGGUCUCGCUCCACAAACCCUUUUGGCUCACACAGCGAGCCGCCCCCUGAGGAAAUGGCAGACGAUGGUGCUUCGGCCUUUUCGGCGCAUACACUCAGGACUAUCCGGAAUGGGGCUGGAUCGGAUGAGGAAGAGGAUGAGGAUGGAGAGCAUAGGGUGAUUCAUAUCAGGCCGAGUGAUGGAGGGGAGAGUGGUCUGGGAGGGUACGCAGAGCAGACCAAGCUCACUAGCAUCGAGAGGAGGAGGACAAUCGUCAGGGCACUUGCUAAGCUGGCCAUACUCUUUGUCGUGUGCGCGGGUGUGGCGGGUGGAACACUUUGGCUUGCUUUGCCCGACAUCGAUGAUGAGGACAAGGCCAAUUUCCAUAUCCCAAAGAAUUUCGAUCAGCUCAAGGCACUCAAUGCCAUCUUGCAGCGGUACAAGGACGAGAACUUUGGGAGAGUGAUGCUCUGCUGGAUCAUUGUAUACAUGUUUCUCCAAGCCUUCUCCAUCCCCGGCUCAAUGUACAUGUCCAUCCUCGCCGGAGCCAUGUGGGGCGUCCCUCUGGCUCUCCCCAUCGUAUGCGCAUCAGUGGCAACGGGAGCCACGAUUUGCUACCUCAUUUCCAAGUUCCUUGGGCAGGUAUUGCUGGCUGUUCCAUCUUGGAAAGCCAGAGUAGACGGCUGGAAGGCAGUACUAGAUCGUCAAAGUGGUGACAUGCUGUCGUACAUGAUUGUCAUCAGGAUGAUGCCUUUGCCUCCACACAACAUUGUGAAUAUUCUCGCGCCUCAUCUCGGCAUCAAGCUCCCCCUCUUCUGGCUCUCCACCUUCCUCGGCAUCUUCGCCGUCUCCGUCAUUCACACUACCAUCGGCGAGAAGCUCGACGAGAUGACCUCCCCCGCCGACUUCAAGCUCUUUACCUUCCGCAACGCCCUACUUCUCGGAGGCGUCUCCAUUGCCGUCCUCGUCCCCGUCGUUCUGAAGCGGAGGAGCGGUGCUGAGCCUCUGGAAGAAGCCACGCCUGGUGCGGGUCGUGUGCGACUGGAGGGAGAAGAGGGUCCUCUGCGCUCUGGCUCGAGAUCGCUCAUGGGCCGUAGGAGGCUCGAAGACGAUGGUGACGACGAAGACGAUGACGAGCUUCCUCCCGUGAGGAUGCGCGGUGCGAUUGCUGGCUUCUCUUCUCGCAGCAGCAAGAGGAGUGGGGCCGAUCAGGAGGCCCCCUUUGAAGACGACGCAGACAGCGAUGGUCGGCCCGGGUCGCGGGGCUCGAUGGACGGCGCAGAUACCGACGAGGAGUCUCUUCCGGGCUUUGACGAUCGUAGAGAGCAAGGGCCUGGAGCACGCAGGAGCAGAACCGCUAGCGGGACUUACUCUCGCGGUCACUCUGGGAGCUUUGGAUCCUCCAAAGCUGGAAGGGUCCUCGGCCUUGCUGGACCGGGCAACAUUCAUCCGCGAUCCCACACACAUUCGCACGCUAAUGGCGGAGCGUCCAUCACCGACUCUCUUUCUGGGCUUUGGACAAAGGUUACUGGGAGGGAUUGAGCCGGGCUCAUCCCUUGUAGCGUCCACUCGUUCGGCUCGCUACGUCCCUCAGCAGUACGGCUUGAUGGUCCCUUACACUACACACUACAUACAACCUGAUCCCACUUCCGCCUCUUUCCCAAGUAAUCAUCUGUUCCACCUCCUAUGUAGCAUUCCACUCUCCUGAACAUUACCUGGCUUCCUUUAGCACCACUACACCCGUAGCCCACAUCUCCUUCAAGUCAGCUUCUCUCUCGUCAUGUUCCAUUCGAAUCACGGUCCUUUGUCUCUCUCGCCCCGCCACUCCACUCCUGAAGGGGGGG
Microstroma glucosiphilum is the source of this 2152-nucleotide messenger RNA. RefSeq lists its product as hypothetical. The record is from RefSeq and is a predicted model, not a curated record. Lineage: Eukaryota; Fungi; Basidiomycota; Exobasidiomycetes; Microstromatales; Microstromataceae. The transcript has 4 exons. Gene Ontology annotation, cellular component: endoplasmic reticulum membrane. Bases 192 to 1850 code for a protein of 552 amino acids.